AUGCCUGUUGUGAUCUUUGGAGCCUCGAAUAUAUUUUGGAUGGUGUUUGCAGCUUCUCAAGCUUUUAAAAUCGAGACCUCUCCUGAAUCCAGGAUUCUUGCUCAGAUUGGUGACUCCAUCUCCUUGACUUGCAGCACUACGGGCUGUGAGUCUCCAGUUUUUUCGUGGAGAACCCAGAUAGACAGUCCAUUAAAUGGGAAGGUGAGGAAUGAGGGCACAAAGUCCACACUGACCAUGGAUCCUGUUAGUUUUGAGAAUGAACACUCUUACCUGUGCACAGCAACUUGCGGAUCUGAGAAACUGGAAAAAGGAAUCCAGGUGGAGAUCUACUCUUUCCCUAAGGAUCCAGAAAUUCACUUUAGUGGUCUUCCGGAGGUCGGGAAGCAGGUCACAGUCAAGUGCUUGAUCCCUGAUGUAUACCCGUUUGACAGGCUGGAGAUGGGUUUAUGGAAAGAUGAUCAUCUCAUGAAGAAUCAGGAGUUUCUGGAAGAUAUGGAUAGGAAGUCCCUGGAGACCAAGAGUUUGGAAGUAACCUUUAUUCCUGUCAUGGAGGAUACGGGAAAAGCUCUUGAUUGUCGAGCUCAAUUAUUCAUUGAUCAAACUGAAUCUGUGCACAAAGAAAGGAAGACUACCAAAGAACUGCAAGUCUAUAUCUCACCCAAGAAUACAAUUAUCUCCGUGCAUCCCUCCACAAGGCUGCAAGAAGGUGAUUCUGUGACAAUGACAUGUUCCAGUGAGGGUCUGCCAGCUCCAAAGAUUAUCUGGAACAAGAAAUUAGAUAAUGAGAAUCUACAGCUUCUUUCUGGUAAUGAGACUCUCACCUUAAUUGCUAUGAGGAUGGAAGAUUCUGGAACAUAUGUAUGUGAAGGAGUUAAUUCUAUUGGAAGAAGCCAAAAAGAGGUGAAAUUAAUCGUUGAAGAGAAACCAUUUACUGUUGACAUCUUCCCUGGACCUCAGGUUGUUGCUCAGAUAGGGGACUCAGUUGUGCUAACAUGCCGUGUCACAGGCUGUGAGUCCCCAUCUUUCUCUUGGAGAACCCAGAUAGAUAGCCCUCUGAGCGGGAUGGUGACAAGUGAAGGGACGGAGUCCACACUGACCCUGAGCCCUGUGGGUUUUGAGAACGAACACUCUUACCUGUGCACUGUCACCUGUGGACGGAGGAAAGUGGAAAAAAGAAUCAGAGUGGAGCUCUACUCAUUCCCUAGAGAUCCAGAAAUUGAGAUGAGUGGUCUACUUGUGAAUGGGAACCCCGUCACUGUAAGCUGCAGGGUUCCUAAUGUGUACCCUUUUGACCAUUUGGAGAUUGAAUUACUUAAUGGGGAGACUAUUCUGAUGAAAAAAAACUUUUUGGAGGAAAUGGAUAGGAAAUCCCUAGAGACCAAAAGUUUGGAAGUAACCUUCACCCCCACCACUGAAGAUACUGGAAAAGUUCUUGUUUGUCGGGCUAAGUUACAUACUGGUGAAAUGGAAUCUGAACACAAACAAAGGCAGAGUACACAGACGCUUUAUGUCAAUGUUGCUCCAAAAGACAUACAGCUUACAGUGUUUCCUUCUGAGAGUGUCAAGGAAGGAGACACUGUCAUUAUCUCCUGCACAUGUGGAAAUAUUCCAGAAACUUGGAUAAUCCUGAAGAAGAAAGCAGAGACAGGAGACACAGUGCUGAAAUCUAUAGAUGGCGCGUACACCAUCCUCAAGGUGCAGCUGGAGGAUGCAGGAGUAUAUGAAUGUGAAUCUAAAAAUGAAGUGGGCUCACAAUUAAGAAAUUUAACACUGGAUGUUAAAGGAAAAGACAAUACCAAGGACUAUUUUUCUCCUGAACUUCUCGUGCUCUAUUGUGCAUCCUCCUUGAUAAUACCUGCCAUUGGAAUGAUCAUUUACUUUGCAAGGAAGGCCAACAUGAAAGGGUCAUACAGUCUUGUAGAAGCACAGAAAUCAAAAGUGUAGCUUACAUUUGAAAUGUUCAACCAGAGAUACUGUUUAUAACUCCAAAUCAUUCCACAAGAAAAGCAACGAACUGAGAGUUCAGACUUCCGGGGAUGUAUUGAAAACAGAAAGAAAUGGCCGCCUGGGCCCCUUGUUGUGAGAAGGAGACCAACAGAAAACAUUCUGCUUGAAAAGUCACUGGCAUGGAGAGAUGAGAUGACUCCAGAGCUUUCCUGAUAUGUACAUAUAAUAACAUAAUUUGUACAUAUGUAAA
Marmota flaviventris (yellow-bellied marmot) is the source of this 2197-nucleotide messenger RNA. RefSeq names its product vascular cell adhesion molecule 1 (gene Vcam1). Gene Ontology annotation, cellular component: plasma membrane. The record is from RefSeq and is a predicted model, not a curated record. Gene Ontology annotation, biological process: cell-cell adhesion. Lineage: Eukaryota; Metazoa; Chordata; Mammalia; Rodentia; Sciuridae. Gene Ontology annotation, molecular function: integrin binding.